Angiostrongylus costaricensis is the source of this 462-nucleotide messenger RNA. NCBI's taxonomy places the organism in Eukaryota, Metazoa, Nematoda, Chromadorea, Rhabditida, Metastrongylidae. The record is from the annotation of a GenBank genome assembly.
AUGCACGAGAGAGUAAACAUCAUAGUUGCCACACAGGCAAACACGCCUCAACAGCUGACAAGACAUCGACGACACAUCGAUAGGAAGGAUCAGCAUACGAAAAGCGAGGAUUUCGAGGAGAGCAUACUCCAUCUUGCUCGCCACAUUCACCGAAUGGAUCCGGUCCAACAGGAAGACAUUAGGACGAAUAAAACUCGAAAAUCGAUACGUCGAUGGGCACGCAACAUUGAUCGUGAUCACUGGUCGAUCGAUAGGAGUCAGCCGAUUGGUGGCUGCUCUGACUGGCUGGCUGGUUGGCUGGCCGGCGGACGGCCGCUGAUUACUCAUUUUAGGCGCUGCGACAACGACGACGGCGGCGACGACGACGACGACGACGACAACGACGACGACGACGAGACGAGCGGCGGGACGGGACACGGGGGGGAGGGCACGGCGUCUUACCUGGCCGGCCACGGUCACUGA